UAUAAAAAUAUUAAUAUUACUUAAAUGGACUAUUCUACAAACAAUGUGAAAUUUGAUACUGAUAAAACAUCAGUUACAUUAUUACAAGACAUACUAAAUAAACAAGGAGUACGCACUGUUCAGUAUGAAUUACUACAAAUUGAAGGAGCUGUUAGCGCACCAUCAUUUCAGUAUCGCGUCACAGAUGGACGAUUUGUGGCUUAUGGCCAAGGAAAAUCAAAAAAAGAAGCUAAACAACAUGCAGCUAAGGCUUUAUUACGAAUUAUUCAUAAAGAAUUUCCUGAAUUGUGUUCCGAUCCUUUAUUUGAAUCACAAAUUAAUUUUACCUCAAACUUGAAUAAUACUUUUGAAACAAUGAAUUUUGGUGACAAUGAUGAACGUAAUCCAAUUGGUAUGCUUCAGGAACUUUGCACAUCUCUUCAUCUUCCUCCUCCGGUUUACAUAACAGAAUGUGAAGAUGGUCUUCCUCAUCAGCGUUUAUUUACUGUUUCAUGUAAUGUCUCUGAGUACAAGGAAACUGGUAUCGGAAAAUCUAAAAAAAUUGCUAAACGACUUGCUGCCAAUAAUCUUUAUUUGAUGUUAAAAAGCAUUCAGGCAGAUCUCAGUCUAAACUCUAAAGCAGCUGAAAAUGUUGAUGACUUUGUUCGUCAACAGUCCAGUAAUCUAAGUGGUUUGAAAAAUUCAAAAUCCACUUCUCAAUUUUAUAGAUUACCUGAAAUUCAUAGACAUUUACCAUUAACUAAUGGUCCAUGCUAUAAUGACCUAAAAAAAAUGGACGAUGAACAACUGUAUUCAUGUGAUAGCAAAUUAAUUUUAAAUAGUUUUACUGCUGAACAAGGACUCAAAGUAUCAUUUAUUGAUUUUGAAGAACUCUCAAGUACUGGUAAAUAUCAAACUUCUCUUCAAGUAUCUACUCCCAUUACUGUGGCUUUUCACGGUGAAUCCACUAUCAGCUAUGAAGAAGCUCAACAGGAUGCUGCUUAUAGAUCAUUGCGGUCAACUACAGUGAAAAGUACAACCAAUUCGACAGUCUGUGUUGUUUUAAACAGUAGUUAACAGUCAUACAAUUUAAUAAAUUUAGAUAAUAUACAAUUUAAAUGUUACAGUAUUAAAUCUUGAUAGAAAACACAUCAGAAUAACAUAUUUGAAAAAUUUCUCAAGAAAUUAAA
This is a messenger RNA of Melanaphis sacchari, 1169 nucleotides long. RefSeq names its product interferon-inducible double-stranded RNA-dependent protein kinase activator A homolog B-like. The transcript is spliced from 4 exons. Bases 25 to 1056 code for a protein of 343 amino acids. The record is from RefSeq and is a predicted model, not a curated record. NCBI's taxonomy places the organism in Eukaryota, Metazoa, Arthropoda, Insecta, Hemiptera, Aphididae.